UUUGUUUUCGUCGAGGGCACGUGUGGUUGAGCUACUGCUGCGGCUGUGAGGGAGCGAGCAUUGCUGUGGUGUGCUGCUAGCUGAACCCGUCGUUCACGAUUUUCUGCCGUUUGAGCGGUUUCCUCGUUACCUGAGAUGGCUUCCGGUGAAGACAACGUUCCUACGUUCAAGUGUGUACUCGUCGGUGAUGGAGGUACGGGGAAGACGACCUUCGUGAAGAGACAUUUGACCGGAGAGUUCGAGAAGAAGUACGUAGCCACUCUCGGAGUCGAAGUCCAUCCGAUCGUAUUCCACACGAAUCGAGGUGCCAUCCGAUUCAAUGUAUGGGACACUGCUGGUCAGGAGAAAUUCGGUGGACUCCGCGAUGGGUACUACAUUCAAGCUCAUUGCGCAAUCAUGAUGUUCGAUGUCACCGCUCGUAUCACUUACAAGAACGUUCCCAAUUGGCAUCGAGAUCUCGUUCGCGUCUGUGAGAACAUUCCAAUCGUGCUGGUCGGCAACAAAGUCGACGUCAAGGACCGCAAGGUUAAGGCGAAAGCCAUCGUUUUCCACCGCAAGAAGAAUUUGCAAUACUACGAUAUCUCGGCAAAGUCGAACUACAACUUCGAAAAGCCGUUCUUGUGGCUUGCGCGUAAACUCAUCGGAGACCCAAACCUCGAGUUCGUCGCCAUGCCGGCUCUCGCCCCGCCUGAGGUUCAGAUGGACCCAGAAUGGCAAUCGAAGCUCGAGAACGACAUGAGGGACGCCCAGAACACCUCCCUACCCGACGAUGAUGAGGACGACUUGUAAAUAACUAUAAUACCUACCACACCACCAACGAGAGAGACUCUCUCCAAGCGAUGAGCGGCAUUGAUGUGUCCAGGGGGAAUGAGGAACAACUACGAGCUGAUGUAUUUAGGGAGAUGAAAUGUUGUUAAUGAACGGGAACUGCUCAGGGGGCAGCUCUUAGCUCGCGGGAAAAUCGGGAAAAUAACAUCGAUGUCUCUCGUCCGAACAUGCAGCGUGAAUAUUAAGGCGAAAGGAAAACACAGGAAACUGUCUUCUAAAAUCGGUCAAUAGUGAAGAAUAAAUUUCGAUUUCAAGAUAAGUUUGAAUGUUGUUGAAUUUCGGACGAGCGAAGUUGUACACACGUCCGAAGGGGAAGCCUGCUUAGAUCCUUAUACUCACUGAUGGAUUGGCCCAGAUUUUUUUAUUUACUCGAAUGAUAUUAUCUGUCUCGCGAGAUUGGAGCUAAGCGUCAAUACAGAGGAAUCCGAA
This is a messenger RNA of Galendromus occidentalis (western predatory mite), 1257 nucleotides long. It is a transcript of the gene Ran, whose product is annotated as RAN, member RAS oncogene family. Bases 136 to 789 code for a protein of 217 amino acids. The transcript is spliced from 2 exons. Gene Ontology annotation, molecular function: GTP binding; GTPase activity. The record is from RefSeq and is a predicted model, not a curated record. Gene Ontology annotation, biological process: protein import into nucleus; ribosomal subunit export from nucleus. NCBI's taxonomy places the organism in Eukaryota, Metazoa, Arthropoda, Arachnida, Mesostigmata, Phytoseiidae. Gene Ontology annotation, cellular component: nucleus; cytoplasm.